Molecule: messenger RNA, 855 nt
Organism: Chaetomium fimeti
Lineage: Eukaryota; Fungi; Ascomycota; Sordariomycetes; Sordariales; Chaetomiaceae
Product: SnoaL-like domain-containing protein
Exons: 3
Coding region: 1-855 (284 amino acids)
Source: RefSeq, a predicted model, not a curated record
AUGGAACAGGAAUUCGCCGAACUCAAAAAGCAGGUCCAGGUCCUGCAGAAGGAACUCGCGAGGGUAUCAGAUGAAGCCGAGGUCCGCAAGACCCACCACAAAUACGGCUACUACCUAGACAAGUGUUUGUACAAUGAAGUCGUCGAUAUGUUUUCCGACCAUCCGGACGCAUACGUCGAAUUCCUCGGGUCGCGGUACCGCGGCAAGGCGGGGAUCAAGCGCCUCUACCAGGGCCGCUUCCAAAACACCUUUGUGAAGGGGCGGAACGGGCCCGUAUACGGCUGGCUGCUGGACCACAUUAUGAUGCAGGACAUUGUUGACGUUGACGAGACGGGAACCCACGCUUGGUGCCGCAUGCGCGCCCUCAUGCAGGCCGGCACCCACCAGAGCAUCGAAGAGUACUACCCGCGCGGCCAUCGGCAGUGGUGGGAGGGCGGCCUGUACGAGAACGAGUACAUUAAGGAGAACGGGGCGUGGAAGCUCUUCCGGUACCGCUACUUCCCCUUUUGGCACGCCGACUUCGAGAAGGGUUGGAGUCACACCAAGAAGAAUUACAUCCCGUGGCCGACUGUCACCUACCCGGAGGACCCGCUGGGCCCGGAUGAGAUCUUCGAGCAGAAGAUGCUCUGGCCGGACACUCGUGUUGUGCCCUUCCAUUACCCCCACCCGGUGACGGGCAGGCCCACCGCGCCGGAUGAUCUGCGGGCGCCUGUCUAUGGCAGUGAUGUCAACACGAGCGAUCCGCCGCUGACGUUGGCAUUGCCCGAGGGACAGAGCAGGCCCGGUGCGGCCACGCGGGAGUCGAAGCCCGGUGAGAAGGUCCUUCCUGAACUCGUUGAGAAUAAGGCCGAGUAA